UGCUGAACAGAAUACUAGUGAAAAGUCUAAUGUGUCUAUGGUAGUAGGCUAUAUCAGUCAGCGAUGGAGUUUUGGCAGCAGAGAGAGUAGCCCAUGUCCACCGGGAACACUUUCCAGGCAGAAGAUGUAGGCCUAGGUGCUUGAAUAUGAGGCAAAAUAAAGCGAAGGUGGCGCUGAAAGCUGGUUGAAUGAUAGCCAAGCUGACUAGCUAGUCCAGGGAACACAACAUACUGCCACCGCGAUGGAGGGUCUACCCGUGGAUUUGUGGGUUCCAUUCUCGGGUCCUGUAUCCACCAUCUAGGAGAUUCAAUAAUUAUUUAUUUUGGAUCGGAAUGUGUGUUCUUUUUCGUUGUAAACAACAUCCACCAUGUCGGAUCCAAGUUACUGGACCGCAGUGCCAACCCACAACAAGUCUCAUUUUGUAACAGGAUCAAUGCUAAAACGAUCAAAAAGUUGCCGGAGCAGCAACAGGAAGAGUCUUGGCCUGGGGACACCUUCGCCCACUCUGUCACGCCCUCUCUCCCCACUCUCCGUCCACACCGCUGCAAGCAGUCCCAUAGACAGCCCCCGAAAUGUGUCCACCAGUGCCUCCCUCAACUUCCCAUUUGCUCGCAGCCACAUGGCUCGUGCUGACAGAGCGGAAGGCAGACGAUGGUCUUUGGCGUCCCUCCCCUCCUCCGGCUACGGAACCAACCCCCCCAGUUCCACGGUCUCUUCCUCCUCCUCUUCCCAGGAGCGCCUGCACCAGCUCCCCUACCAGCCCACUCAAGACGAGCUCCACUUCCUGUUCAAGCACUUCCGCAGCUCAGAGAGCGUAACAGACGAGGAUGUGCGACCCUCGCCGUUCAUGCGCCCUCGCUCCCGCAGCCUCAGCCCCGGAAGAACAAUGGGUUCAUUCGAUAAUGAGGUCGUCAUGAUGAACCAUGUUUACAAAGAACGGUUCCCUACGGCCACAGCACAGAUGGAAGAGCGCUUGCUGGAUAUCAUCACCGCCUGCUCCCCAGACAGCACCCUCCCACUGUCCGAUGGCGUGCUGGGCUUCAUCCAGCACCAGCUGGUGGAGCUGGUCCGAGACUGCCUGGACAAGUCCCACACGGGCCUGGUCACUUCACGCUACUUUGUGGAGCUGCAGGAGAAACUGGAGAAGCUGCUCCACGAGGCGUACGAUCGCUCGGAGAGCGAGGAGGUAUCCGUCAUCACCCAGCUGGUGAAGAAGAUUCUCAUCAUCAUAUCCCGACCGGCGAGGCUGCUCGAGUGCCUGGAAUUUGACCCGGAAGAGUUCUAUCAUCUGCUGGAGGCAGCCGAGGGUCAUGCCAAAGAGGGCCAGGGCAUCAAGACGGAUAUUCCACGUUACAUCAUCAACCAACUGGGCUUGACUCGCGACCCCCUCGAAGAUAUGGUACAGCUUGAGCAGUAUGAGUCCGCUCCAUCGAUGACAUUGGAGUCUGAUGAGUCUGUGGAGCAGAACAAGUGUCCCCAGGCACUCACCCCGACGCGAAGGAAACCACUGGAGAGUGACUUUGAAACCAUCAAGCUCAUCAGUAAUGGAGCCUAUGGGGCUGUAUACCUGGUCCGACACAGAGACACUCGGCAGCGUUUCGCCAUGAAGAAGAUCAACAGGCAAAACCUGGUCCUGAGGAACCAGAUCCAGCAGGUGUUUGUGGAGCGGGACAUCCUGACCUUCGCCGAGAACCCAUUUGUGGUCUCCAUGUUCUGCUCCUUUGAGACCCGCAGGCACCUGUGCAUGGUGAUGGAGUAUGUAGAAGGUGGGGACUGUGCUAACCUGCUGAAGAACAUGGGCCCCCUUCCCGUGGACAUGACCCGGAUGUACUUUGCUGAGACUGUGUUGGCCUUGGAAUACCUUCACAACUAUGGCAUUGUUCAUAGAGACCUCAAACCUGACAACUUGUUGAUCACUUCUAUGGGCCACAUCAAAUUGACCGACUUUGGCCUGUCCAGAAUUGGCCUGAUGAACAUGACCACUAACCUUUACGAGGGUCACAUGGAGAAAGACACCAGGGAGUUCAUCGACAAACAGGUGUGUGGCACCCCAGAGUACAUAGCCCCAGAGGUGAUACUGAGACAGGGCUAUGGGAAGCCAGUAGACUGGUGGGCCAUGGGAGUCAUCCUGUACGAGUUCCUGGUUGGAUGUGUGCCCUUCUUUGGGGACACGCCCGAGGAACUCUUUGGGCAGGUUGUCAGUGAUGACAUCAUCUGGCCCGAUGGGGAUGAUGCUUUACCUGCAGACGCCCAGGACAUGAUCACACGGCUGCUGAGGCAGAGCCCUCUGGAGCGCCUGGGGACAGGAGGAGCAUCUGAGGUAAAACAACACCCCUUUUUCUUACGUGUGGACUGGAACGGGCUACUGCGACUGAAAGCCGAAUUCAUCCCUCAACUGGAAGCGGAGGACGACACCAGCUACUUUGACACUCGCUUAGAGCGUUACCACCAUUUGGCCUCAGAUGAGGAUGACGAAACCAACGAUGAAGAGUCUUCCCUGGAAAUCCGUCAGUUUUCCUCCUGGUCAAACCGCUUCAGCAAGGUGUACAGCAGCACAGAACAUCUGGCCACACCGUCCAACCUGAGCUUCUCAUCGGACCGCAGCCACAGUGAGGACAAGGAGGGCUGGGAUGGGCGUUUCACACCCUCCCCGGGAGGAGACAUUCAGAGACAGGAACGCCAGCACCAAGAUCGCAGGGGCAGCCUGCGCCCUCGGGCCUCGUCCAAUUCCUUCCAUUCUGAGAGGGGCACCAGCCCCCUGGUGAUGAGCAGCACCCACAGUCUGGAGACCAUGCCCCGCUUCGCCUUCUCCACAGACGAUGAAGCUGAGGUGGUAGUGUCAAACCUGCAUCGGAUCAGGAUUCGUAGCAACAGCACCGGGGCCAAACACUCUUCCCCCAGGAACCACAGAGCCCCCCAACGCUUUGGAAACCAGCUGGAGACACCAGAUAGACAGACACCAGAUAGACCGAGGCUUGGGAGCAAAGUCCCCAAGUCUGCCUCCAUCUCCGCCCUGUCUCUCAUCAUCACUGCAGAUGAUAUGCCCAGCGGCCUCCAGCCCAGCCCCAUCUCUUCGCGCUCGCUCUCCUCCAAUCAUUCGUCCCGCGAUUCGUCCCCCAGCCGUGACCUGUCGCUUAGCCUCAGAAGCCUGCGGCCACCCAUCGUCAUCCACAGCUCAGGGAAGAAAUACGGCUUCACCAUGCAGGCCAUCCGCGUCUAUAUGGGCGACAGCGACGUUUACACGGUGCACCACAUGGUCUCGAGUGUUGAAGAUGGCAGCCCAGCCCACGAGGCAGGACUGAGGGCUGGUGACCUCAUCACUCACGUGAACGGAGAGUCCGUGCAGGGUCUGGUCCACACAGAGAUGAUGGAGCUGCUUCUGAAGAGUGGCGGCAAGGUGGCCCUUCAGACUACGGCAUUGGAGAACACGUCUAUCAAGGUUGGGCCGGCUCGAAAGACCAGCCACAAGGGAAAGAUGGCAAGACGCUGCAAGAAGAGCAAAAGAAGGGACAAUCAGGACAGGCGGAGGAGCAUCCUGAAGAAGCUGUCCAAGCAGAGCACGGUGAUUCACAGCAGCCGCAGCUUCAACUCUGGACUGCAGCACCACUCUGUGUCGUCCAGCGAGAGCCUGCCAGGCUCCCCCACACACAGCCUAUCACCUGGCCCCUCCACCCCCUGCCGCAGUCCUGCCCCCGACCACCAGCCUGCAGACACAAACUCUCCACAGAGCACUUCUCCCUGUUCCAGCUCUCCCAGCUCCCCGGCUGCACACAUCCGGCCCAGCUCCCUGCACGGCCUGGGCUCCAAGCUAAGUAUCCAGCGUUACACCAAGGUGGGUCGCCGCAAGUCCACCAGCAGCAUCCCCCCGUCCCCCUUGGCCUGCAACUCCUCUCCCCAGCCUCUGUCGCCCCAGCGCUCCCCUUCUCCCCUCCCUGGCAUCACCAAGACCUUCCACACAGUCCGUGGCAAGACUCUGUCCCCCCCAACCAUUGUCCGCCAUUGUGUGCGCCCCCGCAGCGCAGAGCCGCCCCGCUCUCCCCUCCUAAAGAGGGUGCAGUCGGCUGAGAGGCUCUCCAGCGCCUACCACGUUGACAAGAAGUCAUACCCCCACCGGAGGCACACGUUGGAGGUGCCUUUCCAGGGCGAGGGGGAGGACGUGGAGGUGGAGGGGGUCUGCGGCGGGGGGGUCUCCUACCUCGGGGACCACGGGAGGCUGCUGGGGGGUUAUGGGGGCUGCCAGAGGUUGAGGGACUGGGCGGCGGAGCGUUCAGAGCAAUUGGUGGUGAUGAGGAAGCUCAACCUUUCGGAACGCCGUGACUCCUUCAAGAAGCAGGAGGCGGUGCAGGAGGUGAGCUUUGACGAGUCUGACGACCAGAAGACAAGCCCCACGUUCACCGUGAUGCUCACUGCCCCUGGAGCCAAUAGGCUCCAGCAGAGGGCAGCCUCCUGGACGCCCAUGUCCCAACCCAGCGAGGAGGUGACUGAGGUGAAACGCUUCACCCUGGUGCCUCAGAUUGCUGUGCAGGGCUCGACGGAGAGUGAAGAGCAGGACGACUGGGAGCCGUGCUCAGACGGAGAGGAGGACGACGGCAAGAGACAGGAGCCCGAAUCUACAGAUAACACCGUUGGCACACAGCAGCUUGUUAAGGAUGUCUCUCUCACGGUGAACGUCUCCAGUAAGGCACCAGAAGCGACAGCUGCUUUACACAAAGACUGCCUCUGAUAAGGUUGGAUACCGCAGUAGACUCUAGCCCCCAGAAAGGGAAGCUAAGGAAGUGACAUUUCCUUGAAUCAUUUCAUGCAGCACAUAUCUUCCAAGGAUGCACCUUGACACUCUCACUGUUGAAGGAAGGAAAUGUUUGGGCAAAAGAGUGUUUCUCCUCCGAAGGAACUCAAACGAAUCGCGACAUUGAUUUUAUUUUGUAGAUUUCACUUGAUCCAGGAUAUUGUUUUGUAAAUAUGUAACACUAGGAAAUAGAUUGCACUUUAUUUCCUGGGCUUAUUUAUUACUUUUAUAAGCUAAGUGGAUUUUUGGGGCCAAAAAAGGAAAAUGUUAAAUUGAUAGUGGCUAGCCAAGGUUAAAUCAUGUUUUGUGUCCAUAUAUUUUGUUGUUAUGUCUAUUUUAAAACAUUCUACAGAGUAGUUGCUAAUAGUUCAAAGAAGUGAGUAGUUUGAGAGGAAUUCAUUUUUUACACAUUCAUGUUUUGAUUUAGGCUCGUUUACUGAGACUGAGUGAUGCUUUUGUAUAAUCUCAGCCAGUAGUUUUGAAAGUGGUGCUAACGAGCCAAAACGGGUCCCGAAACGGGUACUACAUCAUCCAAUUGUGUACAAUGCCAUCCAUUACGUUUUUUUUUUUUUUUAAUUUAUUUUUUUAAUUCGUAUGAUUUGUUACGAAUCCAAUUCAAACAAUAUAUUAAGAAUUUGUUGUGCUUAAGAUGCCGGACUGCGUCUUGAACAGUUUGAAGUAUAUUUUGAAUCAUAUAAAACUGCAGGGUAAUUGUUAUUUGAACUAAUUACAGUGCAUUCGUAAAGUAUUCAGACCCCUUUUUCCACAUUUUGUUACUUUACACACUUAUUUAAAAAAAUAUUUAAUAGUUUUUUCCCCUCAAUCUACACACAAUACCCCAUAAUGAC
Molecule: messenger RNA, 5634 nt
Organism: Oncorhynchus mykiss (rainbow trout)
Lineage: Eukaryota; Metazoa; Chordata; Actinopteri; Salmoniformes; Salmonidae
Gene: mast3b
Product: microtubule associated serine/threonine kinase 3b
Biological process (GO): intracellular signal transduction; peptidyl-serine phosphorylation
Molecular function (GO): protein binding; magnesium ion binding; protein serine/threonine kinase activity
Source: RefSeq, a predicted model, not a curated record